ACUGCGGCGACGAAACCAUCAGAGCCGCAAUCCGUGUGUGUGGCCUCGUGUGUUUACACGAAGGCUACGGGCCGUCGAGUCUCGGGAGGAGAUCGCCCGAGACGACGACGACUACGACGAAGACGACCCCCUGGGGGCUUUGGGCAGUGGACGUCCCAGAGACGCGCGUCUUCUGAUCCACGUGGUGCCAAUUUCGCCGUUCAUUGUUGACGCCACCACCGCCUCCGCUGUCGUCUCCGUCGUCUCUUUCUCUCUUGCAUUGACGAGCUCGGCGCACAGAAUUCUACAAGGUGUUGGUGGUGGUGGUGGGUGGUAGAAUGUUAAUGACGAUGGCUGCAGCGCGGUCCGAACGUGCCCGGGUUUGAUGACUUUCCGCGCACGUGUUGGUGCGUGCGUGUGCCGCCGGGCCGGCGGUCGUGUAGCGGUGGAAGCGCUGCGAGACUGGCGAUUCACCGCCAAUAUCGGUGGCGAUUAUCUGAACCGGGCCUCGCCUACGUCAACUCGGCCUCAAGUGAGUACAGUACCCCGGUGCGACGUUGCAAACACCCCAGGGAGACAAAGGCGGCCUGCCCGUGGUGGUGGUGGUGGUGACGACCUCCCUUGUGCACCCGCUGAUUUGCAAAGCCCAGAGGAGGAGGGGGUGGUGCAUCGAUUUAUUUUCACCUUCCGUUGAAUAUUGAAGGAAUGAUCGUAUUUUUGGACGUAAUAAUACUUUUGCAUUGACUUUCUCGAAGACCUCGUUCAGCACGUCUCUCCAGGGAUGAUUGGAACUGAAGUGAUAAGAAGAAGACAACUUGCUGGGUGCUUAGAGCUCCAUCGUGACGCUCUUUGAAGGGUCGUUGGACUUGAAACAUAAAAGAAAAGUUGGAAUACGACGAGGAGGGGGGGACGUAUCAGAAAGAGACUUAAACUCUGGAAGUGAAUAAGAACAAGAAAACCGAAUAUUUUUUAAGGGGGAGGACACAUUAUUCUACAUGACAAGAAGACCGUGCAUUGCUUUUCGAAUGUUGACAACGGAGAUCUUCAGGACAUUGGGAAGAGAGGCCACCAGAAGAGAUGCCCCUUUUAGAUGCUUUCUGCGACGUCUGUCCUAAGCCGUGGAUCAUGGGAUGCUGGGGUCAGUUCAAGAGGAUGUUGAACCGGGAGCUUACCCACCUCUCAGAAAUGAGUCGAUCUGGCAAUCAAGUUUCCGAGUUCAUCUCCAGCACCUUCUUGGACAAGCAGCAUGAGGUGGAACUUCCGGCGCCGACGACGACCAAAGAGAAGGAGAAGAAGAAGUCGCGACAGCCCAUGUCGCACAUCAGCGGAGUCCGCAAGCUCACACACAGCUCGAGCCUCACGCACGCCUCCAUCCCGCGCUUUGGCGUCAAGACCGACCAGGAGGACACGCUGGCCAUGGAGCUGGACGAUGUCAACAAGUGGGGGCUGAACAUCUUCCACGUGGCCGAGUUUUCGCAAAACCGACCGCUCACCGUCGUCAUGUACGCCAUCUUCCAGGAGCGGGAUCUGCUGAAGACGUUCCGCAUCCCCGUGGACACGUUCAUCACGUACAUGAUGACGCUGGAGGACCACUACCACGCGGACGUCGCCUACCACAACAACCUGCACGCCGCUGACGUGGCGCAGUCUACGCACGUGCUGCUCUCCACGCCCGCACUCGACGCCGUGUUCACCGACCUCGAGAUCCUGGCGGCCAUCUUCGCGAGCGCCAUUCACGACGUUGAUCACCCCGGAGUGUCCAACCAGUUCCUCAUCAACACCAAUUCGGAGCUGGCGCUGAUGUACAACGACGAGUCGGUGCUGGAGAACCACCACCUGGCCGUGGGCUUCAAGCUGCUGCAGGAGGAGAACUGCGACAUCUUCCAGAACCUGAGCAAGAAGCAGCGGCAGACCCUGCGCAAGAUGGUCAUCGACAUGGUUCUGGCCACAGACAUGUCCAAGCACAUGAACCUCCUGGCUGACCUCAAGACGAUGGUGGAGACCAAGAAGGUGACGUCCUCAGGUGUUCUCCUGCUGGACAACUACACCGACAGGAUACAGGUCCUGCAGAACAUGGUGCACUGCGCCGACUUGAGCAACCCCACCAAGCCGCUGGACGUCUACCGCCAGUGGACGGAGCGCAUCAUGGAGGAGUUCUUCCGGCAGGGCGACCGGGAACGCGAGCGCGGCAUGGAGAUCAGCCCCAUGUGCGACAAGCACAGCGCCUCCGUCGAAAAGUCACAGGUCGGCUUCAUCGACUACAUUGUGCACCCGCUGUGGGAGACGUGGGGCGACCUCGUGCACCCGGACGCCCAGGACAUCCUCGACACGCUGGAGGACAACCGCGACUGGUACCAGAGCAUGAUCUCCGACACGCCCUCCCCACCGCCGACCCACAAAUCCCCCAUGAUGCCCGGGUCGGGCGAUGGCGGCGGCGGCGGUGGCGGCGGCGGUGGACCCGGUAGUGGCGGAGGUGGCGGUGGUCACUCCCUCGAGCCUGGGACCAACUCGACCGCGGUGGUGUCGACGGCGGGCACCGCCUCGCCGUCCGUCAUCAGCAUGCUGUCCACGCCGGCGACGACGACCGACCGCUUCCAGUUCGAGCUCACGUUGGAGGAGGAGGAGGAUGGCCACGUCGGGGAGGACGAGGAGGCGGAGGACGAGGAGGAGGAUGACGAGGACAUUGACUCGGACGGGACAGAGCGUGGCAGCAGCUACGGCGGCGGCGGCGGCCGGAGGGCGACACGUGCCGCCGUGUGCGGGAGGAAGUCCAUCGCGAUGGCCAGCGGACCGUGCGGGAGGUCGGCGAGCGUCUCCGACUCGGCGCAGUCGGACACGACGCUGUCUUGCGACAGCUCUCCCGACACGUAGUAGCGGCCGCGGGGCCCCCCCCCACUCCCGGCGACUUGCAACCCCGAACCCCCCGCCCCGACAAGCGUCGAAAACCAAACGACCGAGAACCCACUGACGUUGUAGUCGUCGUCGUUGCUGUGGCCGCCGCCGCCGUUGGGGCCGCCGUUGAGCCGACGCGAUCGCCGUGGCUUCUGGAGUCGCCUCGCCCGCCUUGGCACGAGGGGAGGAGCGCGGGGGUCCCUUCUCGUGGUUCUGUCGCGGCCCGACCAUCGUCCCGACGGUCGCGCGACGUGGCCAGGAGUGAAAUUGAAGGCCCUCUUUUGUGAACGCUCGCCCCGGCACGGUUGGCUUGUGACCACGUCGGAUGACAAGAGCGGGAAGAUGAGGAGGAAGUGAAGGAGAGAGCGAAGAGAUGUUUUGUACAGUUUACCCAUACCCUCUGUAUAAACUCCACCGAUGACACAUCGAGUUCCUUGGUUUCCUUUGAAACUGGACGUUACACUUUUUACCUUUUAAGUUCACGGUAGCUGUGAGCAUGCUACCACGUUUGCAAUAACUUAAGACACGUAUUCUUUAUUUUUAGCUUUUGCUGUCGAUCUCUCAUGCCGAGGUCACCGAAGUGAGAUCUUUUGAUUAUCUUCUGUUCUCCUCCCACAAAUGACUGAGUGUACGUUGUGUCCCUCGCGACAACGCAAGACGUUUUUGUGUGUUCACAAAACAAACGUAUGGUAUGUUGUACUACCACGGCCCUCCAGACAGCAGAGCGAUGGGAAAGUAUUAACGGGAACGGUAGGCUACCAGUUGACGUCCACCAAGUAUUAAGAAAAAUCUGCCUGCUCCUCUUUCCGACUGGUCAUAGCUCGCUUGAUAUCGCAUUACUUAAGUUCCAUCGUUCCUUACCCCCCAUCCACCUCGUUAAUAAUGCAAAGAGAAUGACCUAAGUACCAAAACGGAUUGCAUUUUUUGCUGUUGUACUGAUCUGAAUGAGUUGAUCUGUCUUCCAUCUAUCUAAUCUUGGCAACAUGUCGAUUCCAAUCUACAUGAUUAAAUUCACUACGACAAGUGCG
Molecule: messenger RNA, 3899 nt
Organism: Lethenteron reissneri (Far Eastern brook lamprey)
Lineage: Eukaryota; Metazoa; Chordata; Hyperoartia; Petromyzontiformes; Petromyzontidae
Product: cAMP-specific 3',5'-cyclic phosphodiesterase 4D-like
Biological process (GO): signal transduction
Molecular function (GO): 3',5'-cyclic-nucleotide phosphodiesterase activity
Source: RefSeq, a predicted model, not a curated record